This is a messenger RNA of Haliotis rufescens (red abalone), 2760 nucleotides long. RefSeq lists its product as uncharacterized. Gene Ontology annotation, biological process: proteolysis. Gene Ontology annotation, molecular function: cysteine-type peptidase activity; protein binding. The record is from RefSeq and is a predicted model, not a curated record. The transcript is spliced from 7 exons. The coding region runs from base 619 to 2760 and encodes 713 amino acids. NCBI's taxonomy places the organism in Eukaryota, Metazoa, Mollusca, Gastropoda, Lepetellida, Haliotidae.
UGUCAGAGACUCAAACGCAGCAGGACAGGAGAUCAUAGAGGUGAUGAUGACAUUGAUUAUUUGGGUACAACGUCAGGGUCCCCUGUCAAGAAACCUCGUUGGCAGCCUCAACUUGAAAAUGACAACACAAUUGUAACCUGUGUCACUAACACACACUAUGCUUAUCUGUACACAUUUCUAGAAGAUGUAGAAAGGAAUCGGGAUGUGAUAAGUGUCGUGCGACAAGUCCUAGCAUUAUCUAGGUUCUGGAACAAGCACUGUACCAACAAAGGCAAUCCGUGCUUGUCACUCAUUGAAGAGGUCGACAAGAACUGGAUCCUAGAUGCAAUUAAAGCAAGGAACUGGGUUAAAUGUUCUGUAAAUACUGACGUGCUGAGCUUGAACCAAGACCAGUCAGUUUACAUAAAGCUCAUCGCAGCAGUACUUGUUGGAGCAUGCCAUACCAGGACUGAAGUACAGGACUUUGUGAAAACACUGAAGGAUCCUCCUUCACACCUGCAGCAUGUACAAGAGGACGUCCCCCUGUCACAUGACUGUACAUACACAGUUGGCUGCUACACCAUUAGAGGAGAUGUUCUGUCUCGCCUGGAAACCAACGAAUGGCUGACAGAUGAAAUCAUGGACACAUACCUGCACUUCCUGGAGAGAGAGUGGUGUUCCCGUGUCAGCUUCCACUGUCUGGUGCUGCCUACAGAGACAAUCCAACUGUGGGAGGCAGGACAGUACACAGACAGGAUAAGGGGGAAAGAUGAAAAUUUGACAAACUACACGUGGAUAUUAAUGCCAGUGAACAUGCCGCGUAAUCAACAUUGGGUGCUACUGGUGGCUAAUGUCAAGGAUGGAACAGUGGGCGUGGUCAAUUCUAAACCCUCCUUAGAUGUGGAGGACACAGUUGUACAACACUGGAGGUCCUUUGUAAACCACUUGAAAUCUACGUCUAAGGAAAGGAGCAAGUCAUGGAUGAAGAAACAGUACCCAGUGAUAGAACAGUCUGAUGGACACAGCUGUGGGAUAUUCGUUCUGAUGGCUGCUGAUGCAAUUUUGUCGGAGAAGUCUCCAGGCAUCACGAGGAACUGUCACGUUGAGAAAUAUAGGCUGUAUGUGCUUCAGAGGAUACUACAGUAUGCCAAGGCCAAGGGAGAUAUGCAGGGUGGAGGAAAGCACAUGAUGGCAGUUGAUGGACAGGGUAAUGUCACAAACGAAAUUCAAACUGUAACGCUGGAGACAAGAGAUGUACUGGAAAAUAGCUGUACAAUGACAACAGAUCAAGGAGGUCCAACUAUUCAUGAAGAGGAUGGACAUGAAACACAUGAAGGAACCGACUGUGUUAUCUCCAGUGAUGAAAAUACAGAGGACUAUCCAUGUUUGGAUCAGCACCUGUUGCAUAAGCAGAAGAUGGCGUGCUUGUUAGUGGUUGCUUUGGCAGAGAAUAACCUGGAGGAGAGGAUGCUAUGGGCAGGGUCUGACACAGGGACCCGCGUGGAAAGAGAAACCUACAAAAAAUAUAUUGUUUGGGCACUCAAGGUUUUUGACAUCAAUGAAGAAGAAUACACUGAAAAUAUGAUGAAACAUAUUUUAUCCCAAUUGGCGGGAUGCUGUCUCCAUCAUGAAGCAGGCUCAUAUAGAAUAAGAAAUCAUGAAGUAGCAAUAAAGCUAAGAGAAAUACUGCUCAGUGAUGUGAGACAGUUGGUUGAAAGUAUGGAUCUCGAGUUCAUAUUUCGUUAUGUGACAUUUAGAGGUGAUCCAACCGAAGCGGAACAACUAGAUGUGCCUUUUAAAAUCGAAUUGAAACAUGAUGAUCUGCAUAUUGUAGCGAAGCGGUUUGUUGCAGCUGUACAUGGCAGAAAGUUUGCCUUUGUGUGCAUGCAUUCCCUAUUCCAGGUAGAGACAUUUGUUGAUAUGGUUUGGGAGAAUCUCUUGCAUAAUCUGAACAAGGACAGAUCGGAACUGUUGAAAGUAUUGUCAAAAAAUGACAUUAUAUAUGGAUAUUCCUUUCUGUUUUGGGCGAGCAUCACAGACAACUCGAAUUUGUUGAAGAAAGCAUUGAACAGUGUUCAGGUUAAGGUAAAGAACAGACAGGAAGCUUUGUUUGGAAGUUGCUUUGGGAGUAGCUUGGCCAACUUCGAUUACUUGUGUUCCAAAAAUAACUGGCAGUUGGAUACGUUGUGUAUGAGGCUACCCGAACUCCCAAGACCUCUAAUCAUCAAACUGCAGUUGGCAGUUGUAGAUGAUCUGAGAGUAAAGUUUGGUAAAUGUUCAAUUUUGGACAUUGCCUGUAUGGGUGGGUUGUCUGCAGUGGCUUCCAGAUUGUCACAUUUGAUGAAGACGAGCAAGAACAAGAACAGGUCAAGAAAGAAUACAUAUGUACAUUAUGCAGCCAUGUGUCAAAAGGGCAAAGAUAUCAUGGAUAUAGUUAUAAAGAAGGGACAACGUAGCAUCAAUAUCAUAGGUCCUGAAGGAUCAACACCUUUACAUUACUCAUGUGCAGUUGGAAAUGUUAACAUUGUAAGCUACCUUUUACAGGAAGUAGAGGACAUUGGUAAGCCAAACAAGAAGGGUGAAACUGGACUUCAUUUGGCAUGUAUAUAUGGGAAUGCAGAAGUUGUUAAAAUGUUAUUACAGAACAAGAGAAUAAGUCAUGUGACAGAUAAUGCUGGCCGCACACCUCUACAUGAUGCAGCCAGGCAAGGACAUAGGGAGGUUGUGGAGUUGUUAUUACAGAACAAGGCAAAUGUGGAUGGGAAACAGGGAGGUUGUUGA